Oppiella nova is the source of this 1146-nucleotide messenger RNA. The record is from the annotation of a GenBank genome assembly. NCBI's taxonomy places the organism in Eukaryota, Metazoa, Arthropoda, Arachnida, Sarcoptiformes, Oppiidae.
CUUGUUAAUAUUAAUAAAGUUUAUGUUGAAUCCAUAGCUGGUGUGAGUACUUUCUCGGAGUAUGUGGUGGUCAAGGAGAUACAGUUGGCUAAACUCAACCCAAAGGCUGAUCUGAAGAAUGUUGGCGUAAUUGGUUGUGCUGUGGGUACUGGUUAUGGCAGUGCUGUGAACAUAGCCAGAGUACAUCCCGGCUCCAAAUGUGCCGUUUGGGGUAUGGGUGCCAUUGGGUUGUCCGCUAUAUUAGGCUGUAAACAGGCCGGCGCUGAGACCAUAAUAGGAGUCGAUAUAAACUCCGAUAAAGAGAGUAUUGCCAAACAGUUUGGUUGUACCCGGUUUAUUAAUCCUAAAAAUAUUGAUGAAUCACUCGAAACGCUAUUACAAAAUGAGGGCGGAAUUGAUUAUGCGUUUGACUGUAUCGGUAACCAACACGUACUCAACACUGCAUAUAAUUCAUUGAAACCCUGGGGAUCCCUAACUGUUAUCGGCUUGGGAUCAAAAGGUAGUAAAAUAGAUGUAAAAGUAGCGGAACUGGUGAAGGGUCGGUAUGUGUUGGGAGGCUUUUUCGGUAAUUAUAAGCCCAGAAAAGGUAAUCAAGAAUUGGUUGAGAAGUACUUAAACGGUUCGCUACCUAUCGAUGGCUUAAUCACACAUCGGAUCCGUUUGGAUGAUAUCAAUGAGGCCUUUGAAUGUCUAAAGGCCGGCAAAUCUAUACGAACUGUAAUCAACUGUAAGGCUGCCGUCCUCUGGAAAGAGGGAACACCACUAACCGUAGAGAAUAUUACUGUCGACCCACCACAAGAGGGUGAGGUAAGGGUGCGUAUGGUAUCGGCCGGUCUAUGUGCCAGUGACGCCCACUUCAUAUGGGGCUGGGAGACAGACAUCAUACUAGACUUCGAGGGAAACCCAAUUGUACUGGGUCACGAAGGGGCUGGUGUGGUCGAGUCUGUAGGGCCGGGUGUGACUAGUGUUUCAGUAGGCGAUCACGUAAUCCUGUUGUGGACGCCUGACUGCGGUCGGUGUGCCCUCUGCUCUCAUCCGAAGACAAACCUGUGUCUCAGCGAUGACUUCGUUUCGGUUAUGUAUCACAAGAACAAAGAGACGCGACUGAAGAUCAAUGGAAAGCCAUUGCUUUCAUUCAGUAAAUGA